AUGUGUGAAUAUUCCGACGAACGAUUGCAAGAGAUGAUCGAUGUCAAGAUCAAGCUCAAUGGAGAGUGGUUUAGUGAGAAUAUUGACGGAGAAAUUCUUGUAGAGAUUAAACCAACUUGCAAAGCAAAAAUUCGUGUCAAAGACAUUACGCUAUUUCUACAAGGUUUAGAGAAAUUGGAAUAUCAGGUAGAGGAAAAUCGAAAAUUAGUGUGGAAAUCCGAUGAAAACAAGGCUCUGCAGCAGGAAAUUUCAAUUGCCGGAGAUGGUAAUCUUCCUAAGGGCUCUUAUGUUUAUUCCUUCUCUGAAAAACUUCCUAACGGUUUACCUGGCUCUUUCUUUGAAGAGACAACAAUUCUCGGAAAGGAGAUUAAGGCAAGAAUCUCAUACUUUGCUUCAUGCGUUGUGGAGCUACUAAUUAAUAGGGAAAAAGAGUCACAAUUUGUGACAGUUCAUCAACAAUUUGAGGUCUUUGAAAAAGUUGGUGACAAACUGGCAAAAAACUUAUUUGCAAGUAGAAUUAAUCAAGCCUGUGGUUUAUUAUGGAAAAUUUCAUGUCAAAAAGAUAUUUUCUGCAGGAAAGAAGCAUGUAGAUUUUAUUCUGAAAUUGUGAACGAAGGACAAAUUAGCGUUUCAAACAUUGAUGUCAAAUUAUUCCAAGUACUCUAUUUGAAAACACCGAAUACUAUGGGAGGGACUCCUGAAAGAAUAAUGAUGGAAAUUUGCAAAAAGAAUUAUACUGGUGUGCUGUCUAGAUGCAAAGAUAUGAGAAAUAUUGCAUUUAUACUUAGUCCCACUUUGCCAAAUUAUUAUUUAUAUCCUCAAACGACCAAUGGAACCUUGAUAAGAACAGAAUUCGUGCUACGAUUUUCUCUUGACAAUUUGGUAGAUAUUAAUGUACCUAUUCAAAUUGUUCACAAGCAGGACAUUCGUGUCAGGCCUCAAAAUGUAGGAAGUAUAAUUCUUGCAGAUAAUGUUAAAUCCAACAACAAACGAAAGUCUAAAAGUUUUUAUGGAGAAAUUGAAGAUUAUGAAACAGAUCACUUUAAAAAUCCAAAGGACGAUGAUCACUAUCAUGAAGUAGUGAGCUUGGAAAAGAAAACAGGUUGUUGUACCUUGCUAUAA
Molecule: messenger RNA, 1122 nt
Organism: Naegleria fowleri
Lineage: Eukaryota; Heterolobosea; Eutetramitea; Acrasida; Naegleriidae
Exons: 1
Coding region: 1-1122 (373 amino acids)
Source: RefSeq, a predicted model, not a curated record